AAGUCUAGUCUUUCUUUGCUUGAAGCUUGAUCGCGCUGCUCUGCAUCAGUCUAAUGGUCUUGGGCAGGCCGCCCGCCCCGCAUUUUGCUGCAGUAUGCAUAUUCGUGCACAGCAGCAGUGCAGGGAGGGAGACUUUGAUACAAAUCUCCGCAGUCUAUUCUCCCACGGCGACAGAUCGCUGGGCUGGCGCUGGGGCUGGCAGGCAGCCCUAUGGAAUGGCUUGUGCGCUCGGGCCAUCCUGUUUCGGCUGGCGGCACCCGUCCCCACACUCACCGUACCCUACCCUCUGAGUCUCACAUCUGGGACAGGCGCGCGUGACUCCAUCCCAUCCAGUUCCAAGUGUAUCUCCGCCAUAUCCCUCUCGCUGCCAUAUAUAGAGCAGCCGAGCCUUUCUCUCGUUAGUCCCCCCUUUCCCCCUCUUCAUCCCACCCAUUCAAUACCAAUCAUCUGCUUCACCAAGCACCCCUCUCUUCAACCCGUCAGCGACCCAGUCUUCCCUAUCAAGCUUUUUCUGAGCAAGCGAGCAAGCAUUGAUCUCAGUGACCAGCAACGCUAGGCACCUCAACACCACGCAACCCAAGCUGCACCACCUUCGAAUCGCAAAUCAGAUUCGUGCAGCCAGCUCGCUCACAGAUUGAACUGCAUACACACUACUCACAGCCUUUUCAAACUCUCCAGGCCAAUUCAUCAACAUGGGAAAGAAGGCUGGCAAGAACGCUGAUGACGGCGCCGUUGUCCUUGCAUCCAAGAAGGUG
Molecule: messenger RNA, 755 nt
Organism: Tilletiaria anomala UBC 951
Lineage: Eukaryota; Fungi; Basidiomycota; Exobasidiomycetes; Georgefischeriales; Tilletiariaceae
Exons: 1
Coding region: 95-556 (153 amino acids)
Source: RefSeq, a predicted model, not a curated record